Molecule: messenger RNA, 1995 nt
Organism: Nothoprocta perdicaria
Lineage: Eukaryota; Metazoa; Chordata; Aves; Tinamiformes; Tinamidae
Gene: FBXL16
Product: F-box and leucine rich repeat protein 16
Exons: 6
Coding region: 72-1583 (503 amino acids)
Biological process (GO): SCF-dependent proteasomal ubiquitin-dependent protein catabolic process
Cellular component (GO): SCF ubiquitin ligase complex
Molecular function (GO): protein binding
Source: RefSeq, a predicted model, not a curated record
CAUGAAAGGACGGGCUGCCCGCGCCAGGCAUGGCAUGAGCUAGGGGCGCGGAGGAGAGAGACCCGUGGAAGAUGUCGAACCAGAGAAACGGCGACACCAAGCCCCCAUGUUUGCCCCGCAAUGGACUGGUGAAGAUCCCCACACAGCCCAACGGACUUGGCUCCGCCAGCAUCACCAAAGGGACCCCCGCCGUGAAAAACCGCCUGUGCCAGCCUUCCUCCGUGCCUGCCAUCCUCAGCCCGGCCUUAGCCAACCACAGCGACCUGCCCAUACCCAGCCUGGCAUCGCCCCUGUCCUUGGCCGCUCUGGCCGGAGUGUCGUCYCCUCCCAGCGCCUCCCUGGUGGGACUGAACUCGAGCGAGGCCUCCCCGGGCAAGGAGCAGCCCUCGCCGGAGCGGCUGCCCGGCUCGCCCUCGGAGAGGCAGCUGGCGGUGGACGAGAAGAUCCUCAACCGCCUGUUCUGGUACUUUUCGGCCUGCGAGAAGUGUGUGCUGGCCCAGGUGUGCAAGGCGUGGCGGAGGGUGCUGUACCAGCCCAAGUUCUGGGUGGGCCUCACGCCGGUCCUGCACACCAAAGAGCUCUACAACAUCCUGCCCAGCGGCGAGAAGGAGUUCGUCAGCCUCCAGGGCUUCGCUGUCCGGGGCUUCGACGGCUUCUGCCUCGUGGGUGUCUCCGACCUGGACAUUUGUGAGUUCAUUGACAACUACCCCCUGUCCAAGAAGGGGGUGAAGUCCAUGAGCCUUAAGAGGUCGACCAUCACAGACGCGGGGCUGGAGGUGAUGCUGGAGCAGAUGCAGGGCGUAGUGCGGCUGGAGCUGUCGGGCUGCAACGACUUCACGGAGGCCGGGCUCUGGUCGAGCCUCAACGCCCGCAUCACCGCGCUGAGCGUCAGCGACUGCAUCAACGUGGCCGACGACGCCAUCGCGGCCAUCUCGCAGCUCCUGCCCAACCUCACCGAGCUCAACCUGCAGGCCUACCACGUCACGGACACGGCGCUGGCCUACUUCACCGCCAAGCAGGGCUACACCACCCACACCCUGCGCCUCAACUCCUGCUGGGAGAUCACCAACCACGGCGUGGUCAACAUGGUGCACAGCCUGCCCAACCUGAGCGUGCUCAGCCUCUCGGGCUGCUCCAAGGUGACGGACGACGGCGUGGAGCUGGUGGCCGAGAACCUGCGGAAGCUGCGCAGCCUCGACCUGUCCUGGUGCCCUCGCAUCACCGACAUGGCCCUCGAGUACAUCGCCUGCGACCUGCACAAGCUGGAGGAGCUGGUGCUGGAUCGGUGUGUGCGGAUCACCGACACCGGCCUCAGCUACCUGUCCACCAUGUCGUCCCUGCGGAGCCUGUACCUGCGCUGGUGCUGCCAGGUGCAAGACUUYGGCCUGAAGCAUCUCCUGAGCAUGGGCAGUUUGCGCCUCUUGUCUCUCGCAGGCUGCCCCUUGCUGACCACGACGGGGCUCUCGGGGCUCGUGCAGCUGCAGGAGCUGGAGGAGCUGGAGCUGACCAACUGCCCCGGUGCCACCCCGGAGCUCUUCAAGUACUUCUCCCAGCACCUGCCGUGCUGCAUGGUCAUCGAGUAGCCGCUUCGCCGCGCGCAUCGGCCGGUCCGCGGAGCCGUCUUCUCCAGCCCCAGCAGUGACCCACCGAGCUGCGCCAUCGUCUGACAUCACCCACCUCAUUUCUUUCUGUCUGAGGAGGAGAGACGCAAGAGACACUGUCGAUUUAAGCAACCGCGUGUAAAGCCGAGUCCCGCACAUUGACGCAUCGGACACUGGCACUGGAGAGACUCGUCGCUCCAGGAGGAGGCGGGGGACAGGGCGGCCGGUGCCUGCGCCCGCCCCGCUGCAGCCCAGCGGGGUGCUGGACCUUCCCCACUUCUCCAUCGUCGUCUUCGUCGUGCGCUGCCCCGCAAGCCCCUCCCAAGCACACAAAUGGACGCGCAAACCGCCAAAAGCGCACGCGGACGGAGCCGAGCGAGGAAGGAGGCGGCGG